AGGAAUAAAAUGUUUUAAGUUAUGUCUUGUAUAGCACUUCCUAGCAUCUGCUAAAAGUGGACCGGUGAAUAAUGUAAAGCCUGGACAAAAGAUAACUCGCAUUUUUAAUGUACGAUAGAGUUACAGUUGACUUGAAAUAUAUGCCUAAAUUGUAAACUAUAAACCAAGCUGAUAAAGGACUUAUGACUACAAGAACCACAAGUCCUUUCCUAAGUUCAAGUAACAUCCACAACAAAUAAAAUGUAUUUACUAAAUGUAUCCCUAUCAAGCUUGAUCACCCCUGUCUCAGUUCAGUCGAGUUCAGUCAACCCUCCGCGCGCUUCCCGGUCUCGUAUCGCCACUCCUGCGCAACUAGUCGCACCGCAAACUUACCCAGGGAACGCUAUCAAGAUGCAGUGUUUCAUCUGUGUCACGUACAUGAUUAUUUUGUUCAGCACUAAUCCAACGAGACCGCGAGAAAUUGAUACAACACAUAAAGAACGCUCGCUGUUCCGAGAUGUCAUAGAAUCUCUUAGAAUCCACUCGCAACUACCUGAAGAUAUCAACCAGAAUGAUGAAAAUAAUCUAUCCCAAAACUUCAUUCGAUUUGGAUAUGAAAACGAACCUUCCCAUUUACCAAGUGACGCUGAUUACAUUCCAAGAAGAAACGACAGGAUUGAAAUGCCGACAUUAAAAUAUCGAUUCCCAAAAAGUUUGGAUGUCAAUUCAAGUGAAGAAAUACAACCUAGAGAAGAAGUCGUCGUGUUUAUUGAUACAAACAAACACAAAUCCACAACUCCAAAACCUAAAAAGAAACCUACAAGGCCUCAACUGAAUAAAAUCCAUAACCAGAACCGAAUUAAAGAAAACGAAGAAGAAGAAAACACGGAUAAUGAAACUGACGAUUAUAAUCCGUCGCUGAGCAAUACUAUGGCUGGACAAAGUCAUAUCGGAAACAGAGAAUCACAGACAGUACUAAAACCGACUGUCAUUGUAAACAUUCGAGGAUCUGUCAACCACAGAGAUAGCGACAUAAGAAUUGAAAGUCGAGAUGAAGACGCCAAAGCAGUGCCACUACACAACAUAUUCAACAUCAAUCAAGAAAUCAAGAUUGAAAAAGAAGGAAACAAGAAAAAGCCAGCGAACGUAAAGCAAGAAAUUCAUACGGUACCGGAAAAAGCGAAUGCCAAAGUUGAAGAAGACAUGAUGAUGUGUGAAACUGCGACCACUAAGCAGGAACUGAAUCAGAACCAGGAAAAUCGUAAAUUCGAUAACGUGUUGCAAAUACUGCUUUCCAUUUAG
Molecule: messenger RNA, 1281 nt
Organism: Trichoplusia ni (cabbage looper)
Lineage: Eukaryota; Metazoa; Arthropoda; Insecta; Lepidoptera; Noctuidae
Exons: 2
Coding region: 241-1281 (346 amino acids)
Source: RefSeq, a predicted model, not a curated record